Molecule: messenger RNA, 636 nt
Organism: Enhydra lutris kenyoni (northern sea otter)
Lineage: Eukaryota; Metazoa; Chordata; Mammalia; Carnivora; Mustelidae
Biological process (GO): translation
Cellular component (GO): cytosolic small ribosomal subunit; ribosome
Molecular function (GO): protein binding; structural constituent of ribosome
Source: RefSeq, a predicted model, not a curated record
GACAUGCAGCUCCUUGUCCACGCCCAGGAGCUACAUACUCUCAAGGUGACCGGCCAGGAGAUGGUCACCCAGAUCAAGGCUCCUGUAGCCUCACCGGAGGGCAUCGCUCCAGAAGCUCAAGUUGUGCUCUUGGCAGGCACACCCUUAGAGGAUAAGGCUACCCUGGGUCGGUGUGGAGUGGAGGCUCCGAUCACCCCAGCAGUAGCCGGCCACAUGCUUGGAGGUGAAGUCCAUGGUUCCCCAGCCCAUGCCGGGAGAGUAAGAGGGCAGACUCCCAAGGCGGCCAAACACAAACAGAAGGAGACAGGCCGAGCCAGGCGGUGGAUGUGUACAACCGGCGCUUUGUCAAUGUUGUUGCCCACCUUUGGCGAGAAGAAGGGCCCCAGUGCCAAUUCUAAAAUCCAUUGUAGUCCUGGCUUUCCCCCAUGCCAUGAAGAUGGAGUGUACGGUGAGAAGUACAGGCCCACAGAGCAGCCGGAACCUGCCAGCUUUCUCUCCAAGGUGCUCCAGAGGAAGCCCUUGGAUUCGUUCAGGGCAUCACAGCGUUUCCAUAAACAAAUGAGGCUCUCCUACCGAUUAAGGGGCACAAGCUACUUCAGAUACAAGCGUGUGCAGUUGAAGAGUACUAAGUGCUAA